GGGAGGAGGAAUUGAAUAUCAUCUAUGACUGUACGGAAGCCCGCUAAAACUUCAUUCUCCCCGCCCCAAAAUUGUAGCGACGCACUCCAGAAUCUGCACGAUUAUCGAAGAUUUUUGGGUGAAAACGGGGGAUUGAAGUUGAAAGGCGCAGUUCCGGCAUAGUUGAACUAAUAAGCAGGCAGAGAUGGGGAAAGACGAGGACGAGAUGCGGGGUGAAAUCGAGGAGCGGCUGAUAAACGAGGAGUACAAGAUAUGGAAGAAGAACACCCCAUUUCUCUACGAUUUGGUCAUCACCCACGCCCUCGAGUGGCCUUCCCUCACCGUCGAGUGGCUGCCCGACCGGGAGGAGCCGCCCGGGAAGGAUUAUUCUGUCCAGAAGGUUAUUCUCGGCACCCACACCUCCGAGAAUGAGCCCAAUUACUUGAUGCUUGCGCAGGUGCAGCUACCGCUCGAUGAUUCCGAGACCGAUAAUCGCCACUACGACGACGAACGCUCUGAAUUCGGCGGCUUUGGGUGCGCCAACGGAAAGGUGCAAAUUAUUCAGCAAAUAAAUCAUGAUGGGGAAGUGAACCGGGCUCGAUACAUGCCCCAAAAUCAAUUUAUUAUUGCCACCAAGACCGUCAGUGCUGAAGUCUAUGUUUUCGAUUACAGCAAGCAUCCAUCUAAGCCUCCAUUGGAUGGUGCUUGUAACCCUGAUUUGAGGCUAAGGGGGCACAGUACCGAAGGGUAUGGUUUAUCCUGGAGUCAUUUCAAGCAAGGUCAUUUGUUGAGUGGAUCAGAUGAUGCGCAAAUAUGUUUGUGGGACAUCAAUGCAGCUCCUAAAAACAAAUCUCUCGAUGCAAUGCAAAUAUUUAAGAUUCAUGAAGGAGUCGUUGAAGAUGUAGCAUGGCAUCUCCGACAUGAGUAUUUGUUUGGUUCUGUUGGUGAUGAUCAGUAUCUGCAUAUAUGGGAUCUUCGUACCCCAGCAGUUAGCAAGCCCAUUCAAUCUGUAGUCGCUCACCAGAGUGAGGUAAACUGUUUGGCUUUCAAUCCAUUCAAUGAAUGGGUUUUAGCAACUGGAUCUACUGACAAGACUGUGAAAUUGUUUGAUAUGCGAAAGAUUUCUACUGCCCUCCACAAAUUUGAUAGUCAUAAAGAGGAGGUGUUCCAGGUCGGAUGGAAUCCAAAGAAUGAGACUGUUUUGGCUUCUUGUUGUCUUGGUCGGAGGCUGAUGGUCUGGGAUCUUAGCAGGAUUGAUGAAGAACAGACACCAGAAGAUGCUGAGGAUGGACCUCCAGAGCUUCUGUUUAUUCAUGGUGGUCACACUAGUAAAAUUUCGGACUUCUCAUGGAACCCUUGCGAAGAUUGGGUCAUUUCCAGCGUUGCAGAGGAUAAUAUCCUACAGAUAUGGCAAAUGGCGGAGAACAUCUACCAUGAUGAAGAUGACCUGCCCGGAGGUGACUCCACUAAAGGUUCUUAGCUUGAAAAGGAGCCCUAGUAUGAUCAGGUGCAUUACCUAAUCUCAUUUGGUUUUCUUUCUGUGCGUUUUGGUUUGUCAACAGAGUUAUUUAUUUUAUUGUAUUGUGUAUUACUUCGUAUUCGUGGAUUUUUCGACAUGGGGUCUUAUGAAUCAAGUUUACUGAUGAGAUGGGGUGUGGAACCAUGGCUAUUAGUCCACAGUAUACACCUGUUGAUGAUAUAGGCUUGUGAUUAGAUGAAAUGGAAAUGGUCAUGCUAUGAUAUAUGCACAAUAGGUGUUUUUUAUGCUUGUGAUGUGAUCAGGUUGAUGUUAAUGAAGUGUAUUACUGAUCAAUUAUCUUUAAAAGGAUUUAGGUAUCUUGAUGAGCUUGCUA
Andrographis paniculata is the source of this 1832-nucleotide messenger RNA. Its product is annotated as WD-40 repeat-containing protein MSI1. Bases 185 to 1459 code for a protein of 424 amino acids. Gene Ontology annotation, biological process: regulation of gene expression. Lineage: Eukaryota; Viridiplantae; Streptophyta; Magnoliopsida; Lamiales; Acanthaceae. Gene Ontology annotation, molecular function: histone binding. The transcript is spliced from 6 exons. The record is from RefSeq and is a predicted model, not a curated record. Gene Ontology annotation, cellular component: nucleus.